Molecule: messenger RNA, 3746 nt
Organism: Triticum aestivum (bread wheat)
Lineage: Eukaryota; Viridiplantae; Streptophyta; Magnoliopsida; Poales; Poaceae
Product: ER membrane protein complex subunit 8/9 homolog
Exons: 2
Coding region: 1-615 (204 amino acids)
Cellular component (GO): EMC complex
Source: RefSeq, a predicted model, not a curated record
AUGGGCUUAUUUUUUUCCAGAAAGAAAGAAAAGAACCCCCACCCUCCGGGCAGCCCAACCACCCAAACCCUAUCCCAUCCCACUCCAUCGUCGCCGCCCCCGGAUGCAAUCUCGCCGCCGCCACGCUCGCGCACGCUCGCCGCCGCCAUCCAUCCAUCCUCUCGAGCUCGCGCACGCUCGCCGCCGCCACGUCCGCCGCUGCAGGCGGCGUACGUGAAGCUCGCGCUGCACGCGCUCAAGCACCCGGCGGCGGCCGUCAACGGGCUCCUCGUCGGCCGCCUGGCGGACCCGGCCGCCUCCCCGGUCGUCGUCUCGGUCGCCGACGCCGUGUCGCUCUCCCACCAGCCGCACCACCUCCCGCUGCUCCCCACGCUCGAGCUCGCGCUCACCCUCGUCGAGGACCACUUCCAGGCGCAGGUCCUCGCCGUCGUCGGAUACUACCACACCAACGCGCGCCGCGACGACGCCGACCUCCCCGCCAUCGCCAAGCGCGUCGGGGACCACAUCUUCCGCUACUUCCCCCGCACCGCCGUGCUGCUGGUCGAUGUUGUGCUUUCCUAUGUUUCCCCUGUCUUGAGCGGUUAUGGGGGUGCGGAGAUCUCGCUUGGGUGCUGAUUGGAGUUCUCCUUUCUGAUUUUGUGUUGAUUCGAUCAACUGGACAACGUGAAGCUCGAGGAGGUGGUGAAGGGGAGCAGCCGCGAUGCAGUUGUUCAGGUACUCGCCCAUGAUCUAUGGAAAUCAGUAUCCCUUCAUUGUUUUCAAAUUGAUAGCGAUUAGUAUGUUUCCUUAGAUACUGUAUCUUCUAUUAAGUUUUUACUGGUAACUACGAAAAUUAGACCAUGUAUUGACUUUCUUCCUAGUGAUGGAAUAGAUCUUGCAGCAAUAUUAUUGACUUGUGAGACUCCCACUAGAUAAUUCACUUCUUGCUAGGCAUAGUAUGCUGUCUUGCAAGUUAAUUGCUUAAUUUGUUCGAAUGCUCAGUUAUUUUUGGUUAAGUUUGAACUAAUUCUUAAGAAAUCCUCUCAUGCACCCCAGCGCUCUAAUCAAUAUGUUCAAAUGAUGAAUGGUCGAACAUGAGCAUUAUUUUCUCUCUCUAGGCCUUUUUUCUGUCAUUUUUCAUGCAUUGAACUAAUUGUGCAGUGGCUUUGGAAAGAGAAGGUUUGCUUUAUAGCUGCUUAAGUGUAUACUUUCUGAAUCAUUGUAGAAUUAUAACUUUCAACUAAUAUGCACUGCCUCCACAUGGCUACCAUGUUUCAUCUCACAAAUCAGUAAGUUACCUAAGAAUUAACUGAACACUAGCAUAUUCGUUGAACUUAGCGUCUUAACCACUAUGAGAAAUGCAUAUAUUUUAAUUUAUCACAACUUAAUUUGAAAAGUUGCUGAACCAACAUGCAGACUAUCAUAUGCCCAUCUAAAUGCCAUGAAAUGCAAGCAGCCAUCUUCUGCAUGAAAUAAUUAUUUAUGCUUGGGUUUAUGAAUCACUGGUGCAAUUUGUUCACCUUAAGUGCAAAAGCAGGAGUAGCAGCAAUAUGUUUGGGCAUAUGUGUUCUAUGCCUACUAACAGAGAUAGCAGUGUUACACUGUUACUUCAUUACCUUAUGACUUAAGAAUUAGUUUUGGAGUUGUCAUAUAAUUUGUUGAGUUGUCAUAUAAACGGUUGUCUCUUUCGAGCGCAAAGACGGGUCUGCGGUGGAUGCUGGGUUGCAGCUCAGGUCGAUGGUGCGGCCAUGGACACAACCUCCUCAACCUCGAUAACCAAUGCAUCGGCAGGGGAGCAACUAAUUCCUGAACCUUUGCUUCUCCUCUUUUAAUUCGAAGUUCUUAGUUUAGUUCCAGAUUUCUAUGCAUGCCACCUUGAUAUGUUUGAUGUUCAUCGAUCGUCCAGAUUUACUAGCACACCAGAUAGAAUUUGGGACUGAUGCCAUUCAAUAGAUUUUCUAGACAUUUUAUUGUGUCUCAUGCUGAAAAAGAAAAUGCACAAUGAGCUUGUUUGACUUCUUUGAUGCUUAGAGUAUACUUGAUCAGGGGGCAGUGUUAUUUCCUGUGAUCUUUCAUGUCAUUUGCUAGUGUGAUGCUUCAAGAUGACAAAUUUAAAAACCUAAACUAUUGUAAAUAAGCGUUCUGCAUCUUGAGCAUUUAAAUGUGAGCACUUAACCAUUGUACAGCUUUUGCAUAUUUUGUUUUGUAUUUAUUUUAUAAACUAGCGGGGUGACCCGCGCAUUUGCGCCGCUAGAUUUUACAAAAGAUGUAUCUGUCCUAAUAUAGAGAUUGUCUUGAAUACUCUACCUGGACCAUUGUUUCUUAUAUGAACAUGUUUUUUUCCUGGAAAACAAUACUUUGAAAACAAACCAUUAAUGGAAUAUUCCUUGAUGUAAUCAAGCUAAAGCUUUAAAAUGUUGAUAGUCAUUCUUAAAAAUGUUUAAGUGUACAAAUUUUCUCUAUAGCUUUUAGGAUUCAUUGUCUAUAGCUAAUUAGAAACCAAAGGAGUAACAUGUUGAGGUUAUGCUUUAAGAAAUCCUUUCACAUAAUUUAAAAGUUCAAAUCUAAACAUUGUUAGAAGCUCUCUUCUACACUGUUCUCAUCAAAGCAUUUCUUUUUAAAUCAUGCAUAUAGUUUUCAUCAAGUAAUUAAGUGAAACUAAUAUGACUUAUCACGUAUUUGAUAUUAUUUCUUACUUUGAAUAUUUACUCCUGUAUGAUCUAACCAUUCCAUGAUGGCUUCAGAUAGUUCUUAACAUGAGAAGGACAUAAAAUUUGAGUUGCCAAAACUCAACUCUCUUCCACAGUCCCAUCCAACUCAAUCUUGUCGAUACAUAUAUUACAUUUUUCUAUGUUUUGUUGACAAAGCAACCAACGUAUCUUGAUACAUCUGCUGCAUGUUACAUUCACAUGGGUUAUCCGUUUUCAUAUUGUGCAUGGUACAGAAAAUAAAUGAAAGUCUAAUUUUAUUUGAAACUGGAUCCGUGUUUCAGCACUGUUUUAGUUCCAAAGUUGCUUAGAUUUGUUUAUGUUCAAAAAGAAUGUACAUUACAUUAUAUUAUGUCUUAAAAAUAAGCAGGGUGUAUCUUUAUUCUGUUAAAAUAGUUUAGUUAGGAUCCUGGACAUGAAAGAUGUACCUCACCUUCCUCCUAGAACUAAUGUAUAUACAUGUGAAAAUAGCUGGGUCUUACAUUGCGCUUCCACCUUUAAUUAUUUCUAUCAAGUUACGUUUACCGCAAAAUUUAGGCCCCAUUUGGAGUUCUAUAAAGUGUGAUAUUCUCGCAAAAUUAAAAAAAAGGAGUAAAGCUUGAUAUUCCUAAAAAAUAUUAUAAUUUAAAUCAAAUGCCCACCGUAAAAAAAUUAAAUCAAAUGCAUUACUUCUUGUUAGGGAUUUCAUAUGCAGAUCGGACUGCUUUCCUCUUUCUUUUCGUACUUUUCUUUAGCUAUGGACAUGGACGUGACAUUGGUUUAGGUGGCAGGUUUGCCUCUGUGUAGCGCUGGCUUUGUUUUUUUUCUCCUAUUAGAAUUCAAAUCAGAAUUGGGCAUGUGUUGUUUUGCGUGCAAGUGUCCUUUUUCAUAUACGUUGACUGUGGUUGCCCUUUUCCAUGCAUAUUUCCGCAUCAUAAUAAUCUUCUUCUUCUAACUUUCUUCUUUCCCAUUUUACAGAUUUGCUUAAGAUCACGGAAGCUUGGGUUGAUGGAGUGCUUGUAUUUAGUUUUUGUUUUUAUCUUGUGAAACUUGCUACCUAUGGAUGAAACUGUGUAAUAU